Rotaria sp. Silwood1 is the source of this 2559-nucleotide messenger RNA. NCBI's taxonomy places the organism in Eukaryota, Metazoa, Rotifera, Eurotatoria, Philodinida, Philodinidae. The record is from the annotation of a GenBank genome assembly.
AUGUUUCGAGCAGCUAUUAUAUUGUCUGAACGAUAUAAUAUAACGUUUCAAGAAGAAUUUAUUGGUUAUGAAGAAAUACUAACCGAUGACAAAAUUAUGCUUACAGUUGAUCAAACAUGUGAAAAAGUAUCAACAUCAAACAUAGUUGGAUUCGUUGGUCCAGCAUAUUCCAGUGAAGCACGAUAUAUGGCAUCAUUUGCAUAUCAGCUAGGAAUAAUAAGUGUCUCUUAUUCAGCUACAAGUCCUGAUCUAUCCACCAUCAACAAUGGAGCCUUUUUUCGUGUAGUUCCAUCAGAUGAAAAUACUGUAUUAGGCAUGACAAUCUUAUUUCAACAAUAUAAAUGGAAAUCGUGUAUAAUUAUCUAUCAAAAUGAUGAAUAUGGUUAUAAUGGCAUGCAAUCAUUGAAGCAAAAGUUUAAUGAAAUGAAUAUUAAAACUCGAGAAAUAAUCAGAUUUGAUAUGAAUUCCAGAAAUUUUCAAAUUGAUUUUACAGAGACAUUACUUAAUAGUUCGUCACGUAUUGUUAUUUUAUGGGCAAAUGAACAGUCAACAAUAACAAUAUUAAAUAGAGCUCUUGAAGAAAAUUUGGUCGGUCCAGAUUUUGUUUGGAUAUUAACCACAACAAUAUCGUUAAAUAAUUUCAAUCAAAGACAAAAGAAAGAACUUAUUGGAGUUCUUACUCUUGAACCGGUUAAAGGAGAUUUUGUUGAUCAAUCAAUCAAUACAACAUUAUUAAAUCAAGCAUAUGAAAUAUGGAAAUAUUAUGAACCUGAUACAUUUCCUGGCGAUAGCAAUGUCAGUACUUAUGCAUUAUAUACGUUUGAUGCAACAUGGUCAUUAAUAUUAUCCUUACAACAACUUUGUUCAAUGCAGUUAUCAUGUUUACAAUAUCUCAAUGUUUCAAAUUGUUACUAUCGACAAUUUUUUAAUCGAAAUCAGUAUUACGAGAAUAUGAGAACGAUAUCAUUUUUAGGUGUCUCGGGUGAGGUAAAAUUUUCUAAUAGAACGGCAGAUCGUGCUGGUCAUACAUAUUAUAUUAUCAAAAAUAUCCAACCUUUAGAUAAAAAACUAAAUAGCAUUGGUUAUCUACCUGUAUUAGAAUGGGAUACUAGUUCAUCCAUAUGGAAAUCUUACAAGAAUCAAUCUGAUGGUAUAAUAUGGCCAAAUUGGUCAAAAAACAUUCCAGUAGGCCACAAAUUAAUUCGAGGUCAAGAAUUACGUAUGGCGAUCAUAGAAGCCUCACCGUUCAUAAUAUUAAAAAAUUCGACUGCUUUAUACAGUGGAAUGACAGACAAAUAUAAAAUAAUAAAUAUGAUCGAAUUCGAUGGCUUUUUCAAAGAUGUACUUUUACAUUUACAAGAUAAAAUGGGAUUCAUUCCUGUUAUUAUGUUAGCUCAAGUAACUACACAAUACAAUGAAUUAGUUGCUGGGGUAGCAAAUAAUUUAUUCGAUACUGUUAUGACUACUAUAACUAUGACUGAAGAACGAAAGAGUUUAGUUGAUUUUUCUAUACCUCUUAUACCUAGUACAAUAAGAGUUGUUACACGAAAACCAGAAUCUAAUAAUUUCGAUUUCCUUUUCUUCGCAAAACCUUUUUCAUGGCAACUCUGGUUACUUAUAUUAGGCACCCUAACUUAUGCGAGUAUAUUGAUAUGGUACUUUGAAUGGAGUAAGGGUGGAAGAACGGCUGCUGUAGUUAAUAAUAAUCAUGGAGAACGGGUUGCUGUGGUUAAUAAUAAUGAUGGAGAAGCGGCCGCUAUAGUUAAUAAUAAUGGGAUAGAAUGGACUAUCAUGUACGUGCUCGAUGUUAUGCUUAAUAGAGUUCCGAAUUUUGCAGCAGGAGGACCUGGAAUACUCCUUACAUACGGUUUGUAUAUUCUACAAAUAAUAUUAUUUGCAUUAUAUACAGCUAGUUUAUUGUCAUCAAUAAUAACACAAAACUCUGAUUUCACUAUAUCAGGAGUAGAUGAUAUAAAGAAUGGUAAAAUCGCACCGAGUCGAGUAGGACUUGUGGCAGGUUCUUCAAUAGAAGCGCAUUAUUUAAAUACUAUAUCAAAUGGGAAAAAAGAUUAUUAUCCAUUAAGGACAGUGAACGAAAUUUAUACAAGUUUAAUAAAGGGUGAUAUCGAUGCUGCUCUCUGGAGUAAUUUAUCGAUUGCAUAUCAUACAAAUAAUGUAUAUUGUGAUUUAAUGCCGGUGGGUGUUGACUUCAGUUACAGUUCAUAUAUCUUACCAGUAAAACACGAUUGGGAAUAUAAAGCAGAUCUAGAUUCUAAUAUAUUAUCUUUGAUUGGAUCAGCAGAGCUUGAUCGGAUAUCAACCAAAUGGUUCGUACAACGUACCUGUAUCGAAACAGGUGCGUUUGAUAAAGAAACAAAGCCAAUUACAUUACAAGCAGUUAUUGGAUUGUUUGUUGUAUUUUUUGGUGUUAGUAUCAUCUGCAUUUUAUUAUAUUUUCGGUCAAACAUAGCUGAUAUCAUACGGCGGGCUUGGGACGUAACGCGAUGCUUCGCUGAUCAAGUUUGGAAAAAAUGUUUUUGCAAACUUGAACAGAACUAA